Drosophila bipectinata is the source of this 1591-nucleotide messenger RNA. Its product is annotated as dynein regulatory complex subunit 2. NCBI's taxonomy places the organism in Eukaryota, Metazoa, Arthropoda, Insecta, Diptera, Drosophilidae. Gene Ontology annotation, cellular component: axoneme; axonemal dynein complex. The record is from RefSeq and is a predicted model, not a curated record. Gene Ontology annotation, biological process: regulation of cilium movement; axonemal dynein complex assembly; cilium-dependent cell motility.
GGUUUUAAAAGCAAAAAUGGCAGACGAUGUCUUGGCACGCAUUACCCGGAUUUCGGAAAACUAUCUGGUGGAGGAGGAGCCAGAGGAGGACAAGAAGCCACCAAAGCUGACCAAGGCGGAGAAGAAGGCGCUCAAGAAGGAGGCCAAAAUACAAGCUGCCAUGGCCGAUAAGCGGCUGAUCAUGCGGGAUGCCCUGAUGCGGGAACUGGAGCUGGGGAAGCGCAUGGAGCAGCGCGGCACCGAGGAGUGGCAUGAGAUGUGUCGUGAGAUCAAGAUCCAGGAGCUUCAGGAUGAGAUCGUAGCUUGGGGCGAACGUUCCGAGCGGAUUAUCGCCGGCAAGAACGACCACAUCCAGAUGCUCCUGGAGGACAUGACCCAGACGCAGGACCAGCACGUCCGCUGCUACAGCAAAACAGUGGAGCUGCUCGACCACAUCCGUGACUGCUUCCACGUGAUGCUGGAGGGGGUGAGGAACGUGUACGCCCAGCAGGCCGACGAAAUGCUCCGGGACUACUACGAAGAGGUGCGUCGUCGAACCGAGGAGCUGGACGCCAUGCACAUCAACGCCGAGAACAUCAUACACGCCACCAACAUAACCACUAGGGACCAGAUCAAGGAGGACUACACCAUCUAUCUAGAGCAGCGCGACGACCGCGUAAACACGGAGAUAGAGAAUAGAUUCAAAAUCCGGGACCAGAUCGUCCGCCGGAUGUCUGAGAUGCAGCAGCAGCUGAACGAUUUCGUAGAGUCCCUGAGGAGCACGGAGCUGGAUGCCCACAAGUACGAGAAGAUCCGUUGGCUGACCGAAAGGCAGGAGGCCUUCAUGGAGGAGUCUCGAAAACUGAAUGCCGAGGAGACAAAGUACAUCAACAUGCAGGCCGACCUGCAGCGCGAAAUUCUCCGUAUGGAGGCGGAAAACAACUCCACCCUCAACGAUCUUCGAUUGGAGUUCCAGUACUUCACCAAUGUGCGCAAGAAGAUUGAGAUGAACCAGGAGAUGGAUCGCCAUAUCACCCACGAAAAGCUACGCAUCCUUACAGGAGAGUGCUACGAACUGACCAAGCAAAUGGAGAAAAAUGUGAAAAGUGGAGAGCUACUGUUGGCCUUGUCGAUCACCUGCCGGAAACUGCAAACCGAAUCGGAAAAGGUGAUCCUGGGAGGUGAGGUCUUUGAUGAAACAGAUGUGGCUGUAAGUGAUGAGUUCAAGAUUCAGACUCUGAACCUCAAAGACCACGUAGACAUGACCGAGGAGGAGCUAGUGGAGCUAAAUAGGAAUCUUCGAAACUUUUGGCGCCGGCAGGCGAUGGCUGAAGCUCAGAACUUACUGAUGCUGGAGGAAAAGAAGCGAUUAACUGAGGAUAACGAUCGUCUCAUUAACUUUAUCAAGUCCAUGAGUGUUACCGAAGAUCCCGAAGAGCUGCGAACAGCCGUCACUGUGGUGACCUGCGCUGGUCAGCCAAUGCCACCUUAUGUGUUUCAGAGCAAGUGCCAGGACUACCGCGCCAAGAAGGUCCUUAGAUCGCCAAUAGCUCACAAGGAAUUCAAGUGGGAGGCUGAAGCCACUUUGAAGUCUGUACUUGAUGACCAAUAA